AAAAUUGUCCCAACUUUUAUAAUCAUCGUUAUCUUUGGCCUGUAAUGCAUUUAUUUGCGUGAUAAAAAAAAUAAAAAAUAAAAAAAGUAAAAAAGGCCGAUCCACAAAAAUCUAGAAAACUCGGCCCAUUCCUCUUCAUCAGAAAAACCUAGCAGAAACCCUUCUCUGUCUCCGAUUGUCCGCAACAUCUUUGUCCGUAAGAAACUGCAUUCCUAAUGCAACUUGUGUUCCUGUUCUAAAGUUUCUGUGCUUCCAGAAUGGCCAAUACCCUAAUCAGAAACCUUCUUUCUCAAGUGCAAAAACGUUUUCUGCUUGCAUCUGCAAUACCCUUCUCUUCCAAUCCAACUUGGCCCACCACCACUUCCUCACCGUCAUUUAAAGUUCAAUGCCUCGUUAAUUCAUCUGGGAUUCCCUUAGGAUCUGCUCUUUUAGACUCCAAGAAAUCUCAAUCUGUAUUCGAAGUCUUUAAAGCUCACAACUUCAGUGACGCCCAUGUGGCCAGAUUGAUCGAAAAGCGGCCUGCUGUUCUCCAUUGUAGAGUGAGCAAAAAUCUUCAGCCUAAAUUCGAGUACCUCGUGCAAAAUGGCUUUGUAGGUGAGCUUCUGCCUGAGCUUAUUGUGUCAAAUCCGACAAUUUUGAGAAGGGCUUUAGAUGCCCAUAUCAAACCAUCUUUUGAGUUCUUGAGAUCUUAUCUUUGUACUAAUGACAAGAUUGUAGCAGCUAUAAAGCGUUGUACAUGGUUGUUGACGUUUGAUUUGAAGGGUAGAAUGAAACCAAAUAUAGAUUUCUUGAUACAAGAAGGUGUGCCUCCUCAUAUCCUAGAAUACUUAAUUAAGUCGCACCCAAGAACACUAAUGCAGAAGCAUGAUAGGAUAGUUUAUGCAGUGAAUGUUGUUAAAAAUCUAGGAAUUGAACCGAAAUCUCGAAGUUUUGUACAUUCUGUUAGAGUAAUGACAUCAAUGAGUGAGUCUACUUGGAAGAAUAAAGUUGAGCUGAUGAAGAGUUUUGGAUGGAGUGAAGAACAGAUAUUGUCGGCUUUUGUGCGAGAACCACUUUGCUUAGCUUGCUCAGAGGAGAAAAUCAAGAAUGUUAUGGAUUUUUAUAUGAACACUAUGAAGUUGGAACCUAAUACUAUAAUUGUAUAUCCCAAAUUUCUUAUGUAUGCAGUUGACAAAAGACUUCGUGCAAGGCACGAUGUUUUGAAAGUUUUGGAGUCAAAAGAACUGAUUGAAGGGAAAAGAAAAAUUGAAUGGCUGCUCACAAUAACUGAGAAGAAGUUCCUGAAGAAUUAUGUUAACAAGUAUGCAGAUGAAGUCCCAGGUUUAUUGGAGGCUUAUGUUGGAGCCAAGAAAGCUAAAAAGAAACGUACUGCAUAGAAAAGUAGUAAAUCUGCGUUAACAUUGCAAAACAUUAAUAGCAAUAUGAGUUAGUUUCCUACCAUUUUAGAACGGUUUCUUUAGAUCAUAUCUUAGUGGUUUUUCAUGAUAAUUUGGUUCCAUUUCCUUUGAUUCUUUUUCGCUUUUCCUCCUUUUGAUGCAGCUGUUAUUCACUUCUUACCUUGUAUUUGAGCUUGCAACAUUGAUAUCAUAACUUUAACCAUGUACACUCAGAGUUAACAAAUUUUGAUAAUUUUUUGAUGUCAGAAAAUCCUGUUGCUGUUCUUAUUGUGAAUUUGUCUUGUUGCUAUGACACCUUUGCUAACCUUCAACUUUAUGUUAUUGCUAACCUGAAUUCCCUCUGAAAAAAUAUGACAAGCAAUUAGAAAAGAAAUUCCCAUUAAAAAUGGCAAUAAAUUGGAGACUCAAACUUCACCAUACUAUCUCUUGAUUAACUAAUGCAGUAGAAAAAAAAAAAGAUCAUGAUGAUAGGAAAUUAAUAAAGUUAGAAAAGAUCCAGACUUUUGCAGCUUAUAUUUGAGAGACCUAAAACAGAAAGUGUUUCCAUAUAUCCCCAGACAUUUAGGAAAGGCUGUCCUAUUAGUUGUCAAGCACUUCAAACUGAAACUAUGCCUUCGUCUGCUGUCUUCAGGAUGUUAACCUGGAACUUAUACUCAUCAGCAUGAUAUCCCUUUAGAAAGGUGGUAAAUUAUGUUGUAAAUCAUUUAGAGUUGGCUACUCUUCAUGCUUAUAGUGGAGGGAGGCUUUCUCCAGUGAAUAAUGGUGGAUGUGAGGGGAAUUUACAAUAAAUCAUUAAUGUUUUUGUCAUAGCUGCUACAACAUACAUGCACAAAGUAAUUGAAAGAUGAAGCAGCAUUGUGUACUUCCAGAUUGAGAGUUUUUGCAUAUGAAAGUAACAUCAGCUUGACAAAUAAGAGAGCUGAUCCAUAAUGAAGGCGGAAGCUCCUAAACGCAAAUUUAGUGCUUAGUUGGUAAAAACUUACACAAACAAAUAUUUAGAUGCAACUCCUGCUGGGAGAUUCAGGAUUUUGCUAUGAGCUCAAGCUCUAAUAUCCCAUUAUUAUAGCAAAGACAGAGGACAGAAAGCAAGCAUUCCUGAGGUCUACAUAGCUUCUUCUCUGGAGAUUCAUAAUGGUAACAAAGAUGGUGUGUAUAGGUAAUGCAGUGAUUGGGUUUGUGAGCAAACCUCCAAUUAUUUGCUAAUUUAUUUCUUCUGGCUGAGAAUUUCUUGUGAUCAUGUACUGUAUAUAUAUCAGAAUCCAUCUUUUUGACUACCAAAAACUGCUUUGCCUUGCGAUCA
Messenger RNA from Manihot esculenta (cassava), 2697 nucleotides. RefSeq lists its product as uncharacterized. The transcript has 2 exons. Lineage: Eukaryota; Viridiplantae; Streptophyta; Magnoliopsida; Malpighiales; Euphorbiaceae. Bases 258 to 1376 code for a protein of 372 amino acids. Gene Ontology annotation, biological process: chloroplast organization; regulation of DNA-templated transcription. The record is from RefSeq and is a predicted model, not a curated record. Gene Ontology annotation, molecular function: double-stranded DNA binding. Gene Ontology annotation, cellular component: chloroplast.